CAGAAAAGAAGGAAAUCGCUGCAAACGGUAAAGAUGGCUCUGAAACUGCUGGUUGGCCAAAAGAUUAUGAAUGAAGUCGUCCGCAGCAAGUCAAAAGCGGACGGCAAACCUGGAACGGAAUGGAGAAUCUUGAUCGUCGACAAGCUGGCCAUGCGUAUGGUUUCGGCAUGCACAAAGAUGCACGAAAUCAGCGCCGAAGGAGUCACCUUGGUGGAAGACAUCAACAAGAAGCGAGAACCGCUUCCAGCGAUUGAAGCCGUCUAUCUCAUAACGCCUUCAGAGGACUCGAUUCGCCUCCUGAUGCGGGACUUUGAGAAUCCUGCAAAGCCUACGUACAAAGCGGCCCACGUGUUCUUCAGCGAAGUCUGUCCGGAGGAGCUGUUCAACGAUAUCUGUAAAUCGGUAGUAUCCAGAAAGAUCAAAACGUUGAAGGAAAUCAACAUUGCUUUUCUGCCGUACGAGUCGCAGGUGUACUCACUCGACUCGCCCGUCACUUUCCAAUGUGCUUACUCUCCGGCACUUGCAUCCGCUCGCAGUGGCAAUAUGGAACGCAUCGCUGAACAGAUUGCCACCCUCUGCGCUACCCUGGGCGAAUAUCCGUCCGUUCGUUAUCGAAGUGAAUGGGACGGCAACGUCGAACUGGCCCAAAUGGUGCAGCAGAAGUUGGACGCAUACAAAGCCGACGAACCGACGAUGGGCGAAGGCCCAGAAAAAGCUCGUUCCCAGCUGCUUAUCCUGGAUCGUGGUUUCGAUUGCGUAUCACCGUUGCUGCACGAGUUGACGCUGCAAGCGAUGGCGUACGAUCUACUGCCGAUCGUCAACGACGUGUACAAGUUCAUUCCAUCACCGAAUGCGGCCGAGAAGGAGGUCCUGCUGGACGAGAACGACGAUCUGUGGGUCGAUUUGAGACACCAACACAUUGCCGUGGUGUCUCAAAGCGUGACACAGUAUUUGAAAUCCUUCACCGAAUCGAAACGCCUGACACAGAGCGAGAAGCAAUCGAUGAAGGACCUCUCGCAGAUGAUCAAAAAGAUGCCUCAGUAUCAGAAGCAGCUCUCCAAGUACUCCACCCAUCUGCAUUUGGCCGAGGACUGUAUGAAGUCGUACCAGGGAUACGUCGAUAAACUUUGCCGCGUCGAACAAGACCUUGCCAUGGGCACCGACGCAGAAGGUGAGAAAAUCAAGGAUCACAUGCGUAACAUCGUGCCGAUUCUGCUCGAUCAGAACGUCUCGAACUACGACAAGGUGCGCAUUAUCGCACUCUACGUGAUGAUCAAGAACGGCAUCUCGGAAGAGAACUUGACGAAGCUGGUUACGCACGCGCAAAUCGACCAGAAGGAGCGGGAAAUGAUCAACAAUUUGACCCAUCUUGGUAUCAACGUUAUUGCGGAUGGUAACCGCAAAAAGCCGUACACCGUGCCAAGGAAGGAACGCAUCAACGAACACACCUACCAAAUGUCACGCUGGACACCGGUCAUCAAGGAUAUUAUGGAAGACUCGAUCGACAACAAGCUAGACGAGCGUCAUUUCCCCUUCCUCGGAGGCAGAAAGAUGGCAGGUUUCCACGCACCGACUAGCGCCCGUUACGGACACUGGCACAAGGAUAAGUCGCAGACGGCUGUCAAGAACGUGCCACGAUUGAUCGUGUUUGUCGUCGGUGGGUGCAGCUACUCGGAGAUUCGCUGCGCCUACGAGGUCACCUCGGCCGUCAAAAACUGGGAGGUGUACAUCGGUUCGUCCCACAUCCUCACACCGGAAACCUUCCUUAGCGAUCUCGGUUCACUCAACAAGGAGUAAGAUGUGUCGGUGCGCGCUUUGUGCACAUUGUUCAUUCGUUUUCCGUGUGAUUCUCAGACCGCUUUCGCCUUGUGAAGCAAAACCGAAGAUAACGGUGACAAAUAAGUUCGUAAUCAAUUUAUUGUCUCUUAAGAAUAUAAGAAAAGAUGGCAGAGAAUCGAACAAAUGUCUCCAUUCCGUAAUCCGGCGGGUGGUAUACUGUAAGAAUGAUCAUCUUUCUUUUUUGUUCCGCGGAUUGUCACGGAUGGUGCCGCACGAGCGGUUUAGGUGCCAUACAGCAUGGGCACCAUUUAAGAUUUGAUAAAACACCUAAAGAGGGACUAAGUGAAAUGAAACCCAAUUUGCAACACAAAGCCAAAUGCGAUCCGGUCUGAGGAAUGCUAAAACAAAACAACAGUAGUGUGCAUUAGUCCGGAAUGGUUGGAUCCGUUUUUCCGGUUGACAUUAUUCGUUCCAUUAGCCAAUUCAUCGGUACAUUCCUUUGCAAAGGAGAAUGAUUGUGAUUCACGUGUUUUUUUUUUACAUUUGAAGCGCCUAUUUAGCACGGGUGCGUAUUGUUGCAAUUCGUAGAACGUUAAUUACCAACAAGAACUGUUUGCCUUGCGUAUUCUAAUCCGCAUUGAUUCUCAAUUUGUUCUUUAUGUAUGUAAAUUUAUAUAAAUAUAUUGUUAUGCGUGUGAGAAAUGUUUUGAUUUUUUAAACUAUCAUUUUAGCUUUUGUUAUAACUUUUGUGCAGUGUACUUUGUUCAGGCUACGUACAGCAAGUAUUGCUAUUGAAAAUUACAAUGCUUGAUUAAAUACAGAUUACGUACACGCGUUGUAGUUCAGUGCAUACACCGUUUUUUUACUAGAAGUAUUAAAAGGAGUGGGAAAAAUAUACAUCAAAAGCAAUGUAGUGAAACAACAUGACGUGGAAAUAAUAUAAACGAGGGCGAAUACAGCGAGUUAUGCUAGAAGUUUGCACUACUGUUUUGGGAAGCAUUAAAUGAUUUAAACAGAGUCACAUUAGCAUAAAUAUACACAAGAAAAGUCAC
Molecule: messenger RNA, 2831 nt
Organism: Anopheles nili
Lineage: Eukaryota; Metazoa; Arthropoda; Insecta; Diptera; Culicidae
Gene: Rop
Product: protein ROP
Exons: 8
Coding region: 34-1797 (587 amino acids)
Biological process (GO): vesicle-mediated transport; intracellular protein transport; neurotransmitter secretion
Cellular component (GO): secretory granule; plasma membrane
Molecular function (GO): syntaxin binding
Source: RefSeq, a predicted model, not a curated record